Molecule: messenger RNA, 2668 nt
Organism: Brassica oleracea var. oleracea
Lineage: Eukaryota; Viridiplantae; Streptophyta; Magnoliopsida; Brassicales; Brassicaceae
Product: phospholipase D delta-like
Exons: 10
Coding region: 31-2568 (845 amino acids)
Biological process (GO): phosphatidylcholine metabolic process; phospholipid catabolic process
Cellular component (GO): plasma membrane
Molecular function (GO): D-type glycerophospholipase activity; calcium ion binding
Source: RefSeq, a predicted model, not a curated record
GCCCUGUUCGUUAGGGUUUCGUUCCUAACCAUGGCCGAGAACGUCUCAGAGGAUGUGAUCCUUUUACACGGCGACCUCGAUUUGAAAAUUGUUCAAGCGAGGAGGCUACCUAACAGGGAUACCUUCUCCGAACGUAUGCGCCGUUGCUUCAAGCCUUGCAACUCCUGUAUUAAACCUACUACAGACGACUAUGACGGCGAAGCGAGUUCCGACGACGACGACGAGAACAUCCGUGGCCUCCCAAGGAAUACCAGCGAUCCCUACGUCACCGUGUCCGUCCCGCAAGCUACUCUUGCUCGGACGCACGUUUUGAAAAACGCUUCGGAUCCUGUUUGGAACCGGCAUUUUAAAGUUUCCGUGGCGCAUCCCCUGUCUUAUCUCAAGUUGAAAGUCAAGGACUACGAUGUCUCCGGUGCACAAACAAUUGGCACUGUCCGUAUCCCGGUUCAGCAAAUCGCUUCUGGCGAACGCAUUUCGGGAUGGUUUCCUGUCCUUGGCCGCUCAGGAAAGCCGCCAAAGAAGGAAACCGCUCUCCAUAUUGAUUUGAAAUUUACUCCGUUCGAUAAAAUCCAACCCAAGACGACGCUUGGUGUUAUGGGGACUUACUUCCCUUUGAGGAAAGGAAGUCAGGUGAAGCUUUACCAAGACGCUCACGUGAUGGACGGAAUGUUACCGGAGAUUCGGUUGGAGAACGGGGAAGUUUAUCAACACGGGAAAUGCUGGGAAGAUAUAUGUCAUGCUAUUUGUGAGGCUCACCAUAUGAUUUACAUUGUUGGCUGGUCUGUCUUCCACAAGGUUCAGCUGGUUAGGGAACCUACAAGGGUUCUGCCUAGAGGUGGUGAUUUGACGCUUGGAGAGCUGCUGAAAUACAAAUCGGAAGAAGGUGUUCGAGUUUUGCUACUUGUAUGGGACGAUAAGAGUUCUCGUGAUAAGUUUGGGAUAAGCACGCCAGGAGUUAUGGGGACACAUGAUGAAGAGACUAGAAAGUUUUUCAAUCAUUCUUCUGUUAAAUGUAUAUUGUCACCUCGUUAUGCCAGCAAUAAGCUUGGGUUGUUCAAACAACAGGUGGUUGGCACUCUCUUCACGCACCAUCAGAAGUGUGUUCUUGUAGACACUCAAGCUGUUGGUAGUAAUCGCAAAGUAACAGCUUUUAUUGGAGGGAUCGAUCUUUGUGACGGCCGCUAUGACACACCUGAGCACCGGAUAUUUCACGAUCUUGACACUGUAUUUAAGGAUGAUUUUCACAAUCCUACAUUUCCAAGUGGUGCCAUAGCUCCAAGACAACCUUGGCACGAUAUGCAUUGUAGGCUAGAUGGGCCUGCGGCAUAUGAUGUUCUCAUAAACUUUGAGCAACGGUGGAGAAAAGCGACACGAUGGAAAGAGUUUAACUUAAAUGGGAAAACUCUCUGGCAAGAUGAUUCUUUGUUACGGAUAGGACGUAUAUCAUGGAUACUAAAUCCAAAGUUCAAAUAUCGGAUAGAUGGUGUUUCACAUGUUCCAGAGGACGAUCCGAUUGUUUAUGUUUCUAAUGAAGAUAAUCCUGAGAACUGGCAUGUUCAGGUGUUCCGUUCUAUCGACUCAGGAUCCGUGAAAGGAUUUCUAAAAUUUGAAAAUGAUGCCGAGGCCCUGCAUCUAGAAUAUGACAAGCGUCUUGUAGUUGAUAAAAGUAUCCAGACUGCGUACAUCCAGAUAAUCAGAUCUGCUCAGCAUUUCAUAUAUAUCGAGAAUCAGUAUUUUCUUGGUUCUUCUUAUGCUUGGCUUGAUUAUAACGAUGCAGGAGCUGACAAUCUUAUUCCUAUGGAGUUGGCACUAAAGAUUACUAGUAAAAUUAGAGCUAAAGAAAGAUUUGCUGUCUAUGUCGUCAUACCAAUGUGGCCUGAAGGCGACCCAAAGUCGGGACCUAUGCAAGAAAUUUUAUAUUGGCAGAGCCAAACUAUGCAGAUGAUGUAUGAUGUUAUAGCACGAGAACUUAAGUCGGUGCAGUCAAAUGCGCAUCCUCUAGAUUACCUUAACUUUUACUGCCUUGGUAAACGAGAACAAUUUCCAGAUCAUGAUAUGCCAGCAACCAAUGUUACGGAUUCUUAUAAGUUCAAGCGUUUCAUGAUCUAUGUGCAUGCAAAGGGGAUGGUAGUAGAUGAUGAAUAUGUACUUAUGGGAUCUGCGAAUAUCAACCAAAGAUCUAUGGCUGGCACGAAAGAUACCGAGAUAGCCAUGGGUGCAUAUCAACCCCAUCAUACAUGGGCUAACAAGGGAAAACACCCACGUGGGCAGGUGUAUGGGUAUAGGAUGUCACUAUGGGCAGAGCAUUUAGGCAAAACUGGAGAUGAGUUUGUGGAGCCCGGUGAUCUAGAAUGUGUCAAGAACGUUAACGAAAUCGCUGAAAGGAACUGGAGAAAGUUCAUAGAUUCGGAGUUCUCAGAGCUGCAAGGUCACUUGAUUAAGUAUCCUCUGCACGUAGACAUUGAUGGUAAUGUGAUCUCUCUUCCAGGUUACGACAGUUUCCCAGAUGUUGGUGGUAAGAUCAUUGGAGAUCAUUCUAAGGCUAUCCCUGAUACUCUAACCACGUAAUGUUUAUUAUCUAAUGUUAAUAUGAAAGUGUUGUACAUUGUAACCGUGUUGUUUAAUUUAUUAUAUUUGUGAUUUACUGUCAAACUGUUUUUCUUUGGGG